GUAGAGGCAGCGUCUAGUACUGUUUGGAAGAGAAAGCCAGGGGGUGCUGUUCCUGGGGGCACCAGCAGGGCCUCGCCAACCCAUCCUGAGAGAGUCGAUGGUGACAACUGAUACUUACAGUGACGUCAGGAGCAGCAGCAGCUUUGAUGCGCCGUGUCUGCCGGGAGCCAGGGCGUUAUUGCACGGAAAUAUGAUAGCGUCACGCAUUCCCCGCCCCACGGACCUGCUGGAAUAAUGAGCUGUGCUCCUGGUUGGGGAAGCACGCCGGGAUGUACAGAGCCGGGGACCCCGGGGAGCGUGUGCUGCUUGGGACAGCACCCCCUCGCGUCAGGACCGUGGAGGUCGCCAGAGGGAGGGCGGGGUAUGGAUUCACGCUCUCCGGCCAGGCGCCCUGUGUGCUCAGCUGUGUCAUGAGAGGGAGCCCUGCUGACUUCGUGGGCCUCCGUGCCGGCGAUCAGAUAUUUGCUGUCAACGAGAUCAAUGUGAAGAAAGCGUCCCACGAAGACGUCGUGAAGUUAAUCGGGAAGUGUUCGGGGGUCCUGCACAUGGUGAUUGGUGAAGGCAUCGGCCACCUGGAGUCCUGCUCCAGCGAUGAGGAGGUGGGGUUUUAUGAAGGAAAAGGCUGGCUGAAGCCCAAACUUGAUUCUAAGGCCUUAGGUAUAAACAGGGCAGAGAGAGUCGUUGAAGAGGUGCAGUCGGGAGGGAUUUUCAAUAUGAUCUUUGAAAGCCCGGGCCUUCGUGCCAGCAGUUCCGAGCCUCUGAAACUGAAACAAAGGUCCCUUUCGGAGUCAGCCACUGGGCAAUUUGACCUUGAGCAUGAAAGUAUAAAUGAUCCGAAUCCCAACCUGCUUUCUAAGGAGGAGACAGCGAAAGUGGUGCAUGCCGAUUCUGUUUUUGCUGUGGGACUGGAGAGUCAUGAGGACUUUGGGGUGGAUGCCAGCGUUCUGAACGUGGCCAUGGUAGUGGGCUACCUGGGAUCCAUCGAGCUCCCAUCCAGCGGCUGCAGCCUGGAGUCGGACAGUGUGCAGGCCAUCCGGGGCUGCCUGCGGCGCCUGCGGGCCGAGCAGAGGAUCCAUUCUCUGGUGACCAUGAAGGUCAUGCAUGACUGUGUCCAGCUCUGCACCGACAAGGCUGCCGUCCUGGCCCGGUACCCGGCUGAGAGGCUGGCGUUCAGUGCCGUGUGCCCGGACGACCGGAGGUUUUUCGGACUGGUGACCGUGCAAACGGGCGAUGAUGGGAGCCUGGCGCAGGAGGAGGAUGGCGCUCUGCGGACAUCCUGCCACGUGUUCAUGGUGGACCCGGACCUGUUCAGUCACAAGAUCCACCAGGGCAUUGCCCGGCGCUUCGGGUUUGAGUGCACGGCCGACCCUGACACCAACGGCUGCCUGGAGUUCCCCGCGUCCUCUCUCCCCGUCCUCCAGUUCAUCUCCGUGCUGUACAGGGACAUGGGCGAGCUGAUCGAGGGGGUGCGGGCCCGGGCCUUUGUGGAUGGGGACGCGGAUGCCCACCAGAACACCAGCACCAGUAGCAACAGUGACAGUGGCAUCGGCAACUUCCAGCACGAGGAGAGGAGCAGCCGGGUGCUGGUGGUGGACCUGGGCGCCGGCUCCAGCAGGCACGGCCCCAGCAGCAGCGCCUGGGAGGGCAUGGGCACCAGGGGCUCCCAGCCCUGGGGCGCCUCCUGGAAUGGGGCCUUCUGCCACGACCCUGAAGUGGGGCCCCCGUUUGAGGCCACUCCGCAAGCUGACAGGUGCCGGGACUUUGGGAAGCACCUCGGGCCCACGUCUCAUGGGGAGGCGCCCCCCGCCUCCUUGCGGUGUCCGGUCCCCCCUUCCAAGAGGGGCGCCGGGGGCCCUGGCAGUGGUUUCAGCCAGCGGUGGCUCCCAGUCCACGUGCUGCAGGAGUGGCAGUGCGGCCACGCCAGCGACCAGGAGUCUUACACGGACUCCACGGACGGGUGGUCCAGCAUCAACUGCGGCACGCUGCCCCCUCCCAUGAGCAAGAUUCCGGCCGACCGCUACAGGGUGGAGGGCAGCCCCGCGCAGCCCCCGCCCAGCACCCAGAAGAGGGACUGGGCCAGGAAGGCGCUCGGGGUGCAGAACAUUUUCGGUCACCACCGACACGUCAGAAAGACUAAGGAAGACACGAAGGGCUCAAAGUUUGGGCGGGGCCUUGGGCUGGCCCUGCCACCUCAGCGCGCCUCUGCUCGGAGAUCUUUCGGGAGGGCCAGGAGGCUGAGCAUCACCCGCUCCCUUGAUGAUCUCGAGUCUGCAACUGUGUCUGAUGGUGGUGCUGAAAAGCUUCCACGGGACGUUGUGAGAGCAGCCACAUCUGACAGUCCUGACACCACUCACUGUUUCCCCAGUGAGCUCACAUCAGUCGAGUUCCAGGUCACUGACACCAGCGAGCUGAGCGGCGCCGACCUGAAGGACUGUGUGAGCAACCACAGCCUGAGCAGCAAUGCCAGCCUCCCCAGUGUGCAGAGCUGCCGGCGCCUGCGCGAGCGGAGGGUUGCCAGCUGGGCCGUGUCCUUCGAGCGUCUUCUGCAGGACCCGCUGGGCGUGCGAUACUUCUCCGAUUUUCUAAGGAAAGAGUUCAGUGAAGAAAACAUUUUAUUCUGGCAGGCCUGCGAGUAUUUUAGUCAUGUUCCUGCACACGACAAAAAAGAGCUCUCCUACAGGGCCCGCGAGAUCUUCAGUAAGUUCCUGAGCAGCAAAGCGACCACUCCAGUCAACAUCGACAGCCAGGCCCAGCUGGCGGACGACAUCCUCCGUGCCCCUCACCCCGACAUGUUCAAGGAGCAGCAGCUUCAGAUCUUCAACCUGAUGAAGUUCGACAGCUACACGCGCUUCCUGAAGUCCCAGCUGUACCAAGAGUGCAUCCUGGCCGAGGUGGAGGGCCGCUCACUGCCUGACGCACAGCAGGUCCCCAGCAGCCCUGCCUCCAAGCACAGCGUCGGCUCGGACCACUCAAACGUGUCCACGCCAAAGAAGCUGAGUGGAAAAUCAAAAUCAGGACGCUCCCUGAAUGAGGAGCUGGGGGACGAGGACAGUGAGAAGAAGCGGAAAGGCGCGUUUUUCUCUUGGUCCAGGACCAGGAGCACUGGGCGCUCCCAGAAGAAGAAGGACCACGGCGACCGUCCAAAUGACCCCCUGCACGCCAAUGGAGGCCUGGGCCGCAGGGAGUCGCAGGGCUCCGUGUCCUCUGCCGGGAGCCUGGACCUGCCAGAGGCCUGCAGGACCCUGGGGCCCGAGAGGGACAAGGCCACCAAGCACUGCAGCAUCCAGCUGCCCGAUGGGACGUCUUGCAUGGUGCCCGUCAGGGAAGGGCUCUCCAUCAAAGAGGUCCUGUCCGGGCUCUGCGAGCGACAGGGAAUCAACGGGGCCGCCGUGGACCUCUUCCUGGUGGGCGGGGACAAGCCUCUGGUGCUGCAUCAGGACAGCAGUAUCUUGGAGUCCAGGGACCUGCGCCUAGAAAAACGCACUUUAUUUCGGCUGGAUCUGGUGCCGAUUAACCGGUCCGUGGGACUCAAGGCCAAGCCCAGCAAGCCCGUCACGGAGGUGCUGAGGCCCGUGGCGGCCAAGUACGGUCUGCGCCUGAGCGAGCUGGUGGCCCGGCUGAACGGAGAGAAGGAGCCCCUGGACCUGGGAGCCCCCAUCUCAAGUCUGGACGGACAGCGGGUCAUCUUGGAGGAGAAGGACCCCUCCCGAGGGAAAGUGUCCACAGAUAAACAGAAAAGUGUGCCAGUCAAACAGAGCACAUCUGCCAGCACCAGUUCCAGAAGCCAGUCGGCUACGGGAGAGGAGAGAACACUAGGCAAGUCUAAUUCUAUUAAAAUAAAAGGAGAAAAUGGGAAGAAUGCUAGGGAUCCCCGGCUUUCAAAGAGAGAAGAAUCUAUUGCAAAGAUUGGGAAAAAAAAAUUUCAGAAAAUUAAUUUGGACGAAGCAGAGGAGUUUUUUGAGCUCAUUUCCAAAGCUCAGAGCAACAGAGCAGACGACCAGCGCGGGCUGCUGAGGAAGGAGGACCUGGUGCUGCCUGAGUUCCUGCGUCUGCCCCCCAGCCCUACGGAGCUCACCCCAUCCUUGGCCUCCGCCAAGGCCUUCGGCCAGAGACCCAUAACAGGCCACGGCAAGGAGAGGGCUCCCGGGCCCCAGGAGCCACAGGGGCCUGCCUGGGACUGCCGAGAAAGCCCAGCCACCAGCCCUGGCUCUGCGGACAGCGCGCCCUUCUGUGCCCCCGGGACCCCCAGCCCCCCGGUGCAGGAAGCAGAGGCCGGGGACGUCCAGACCGUGGAGGGCGAGCAUGUGGCUGACCUGACGCUCACGGGGGAGGGAGACAUCAACAGCCCCAACAGCACCUUCCUGCCGCCACCCCCUGCCCCGUGGAACUCGGCGGGGCCUGCGAGACCAGGAGGUGGGGCCCGAAGCAGCCGAGGCCCCCAGGUCAACUCGAUCAUCGACGUGGACCGUGUCACUGGCUCAGCUUCUGGGCUGGGCAGCAGCAUUCCAGGGGUACGGACAGGCCCCCGGAGAUCACGGGCCAGCAGGGCCUCAACGUCAGACCACCCUGGCCUGAGUCCUGUCCGGGGUGGGCCUGCUAAGCCCAAGGCCAGCCCACACCACGCAACCUUCGUCUGAGGCUGCCUGCGGACCUGUCCCUGAAGGCCACCCCUCCUGCCCCUGUGCCUGAGCUGCCCUGCUGGCCGUACACGUGGAGAACAGGAUCCCUUGGGGGCAGCCUACACCCGCCUGGGCCUCCUCGGCCACCACGCCUUCGAGAGCCGAACCAGGAGAGGGCGGAGGGGCCCGGGCUCGGACAAUCGCCAAGGUUGGCCCAGAGGGCCGCUCGGCGCCUGCCUGCUGCCGCCACUCGGCGUCCGGCCUUCCCUCAAUAAAGUGUCUUUGAGGACCUGGA
Vicugna pacos (alpaca) is the source of this 4914-nucleotide messenger RNA. The record is from RefSeq and is a predicted model, not a curated record. Lineage: Eukaryota; Metazoa; Chordata; Mammalia; Artiodactyla; Camelidae.